Messenger RNA from Cyprinodon variegatus (sheepshead minnow), 2226 nucleotides. It is a transcript of the gene mpl, whose product is annotated as MPL proto-oncogene, thrombopoietin receptor. The transcript is spliced from 12 exons. The coding region runs from base 73 to 1965 and encodes 630 amino acids. The record is from RefSeq and is a predicted model, not a curated record. Gene Ontology annotation, molecular function: protein binding; cytokine receptor activity. Gene Ontology annotation, cellular component: external side of plasma membrane. NCBI's taxonomy places the organism in Eukaryota, Metazoa, Chordata, Actinopteri, Cyprinodontiformes, Cyprinodontidae. Gene Ontology annotation, biological process: cytokine-mediated signaling pathway; hemopoiesis; positive regulation of cell population proliferation.
CUUGCAGAAACGACUGAGACAGACGUCAGCCGAGCUUAAAUCAGGACUGACUGCACAAUAUCACAAUUAGUGAUGACUCUGGUUUGCAUAUGGAAGAUAAUGCUCAUUAGCUUGUUGAUUCAUCUUGACUUAAUGGCUGUGAUACUUCAAAAUGCUCCUAAUAAGCCGAUUGUCUCAAAGCAAGAUGUUUUGCUUGUGAAGGAUAUAGCUAAUCCAAAGUGUUUCACUCGGACAAGAAAGGAUUUCACCUGCUUCUUUGAGACCGCAGACAACAGAACAUACGACCUUCUCUAUACAUCUCAAAGUGACCUGAGCAAGAGCAAGAAGUGUGAAAUGUCUAUCCAUGGAACAGAAAAUGGAACUUUGCUGCAUGUUUGUCCUUUUCCCGCGGAGGAGGUUUUUUUAUACACAGAGACAUACAUCCAAGUGGUGGAUCGCACCAAAAACAUCACUUUGUACAACCGCACAGUCUCUGUGGAGGACUACUGUCUUCUGGAGCCCCCCUUGAAUGUCUCCCUACAGCCAAAUGACAAAGUGGGAGAACUCAAAGUUUCUCUGGACACAAAAUAUAUAAAGCGCAUACCAAACAAGAGAUAUAGAAUUAUUUACUCUUCCAUGAAACUUGGGGAACAAACGAAAGAGGGGAAUGAGGACAAAUUUCUGCUCUCCUCUCUGGUACCAGGUGAGGUGAUUGAGGUCCAAGCUUCGGUGAAAAGUGGUAAACCUGGAAUUUGGAGUGCGUGGUCUAAACCUGUACAAGCAAAAGUUCCCCAAACAGCAGAUGAUAUCUCACUUGUAUGCUACACCUCUGACCUGCAACAUGUUACUUGUCAUUGGGAUGGCACCAAAUAUGGUUCAGAGUACAAACUGUUUCACAGUCUGAGAAAAUCUUCAGGCUGGACUGAGUGGAGUAAAUGUAAUGAAGAAAGAAAUGUCUCGGAUACAUGUUCCUUUCCUGUAGACACAUUUGAAAAAAUAAAGGUCAAGCUCAACAGCACCGCAGCUGGGAUCAAACCAUUGUUCUUCAGUGAAGAAUUCCUGUUCUGCCAGUCCAUUAAAAGUGUCCCACCAAGUCAGCUGAAAGGAGUACUGAUAAAGAAAAAGCUGUGCUUAAAUUGGGAAGCUCCUCUACCCUCUUUGUCUGGCGAUCUGCAGUAUGAGGUUAACAUUCAGAUUAAAGGAGGUGAAGAACUGAGUAAAAUAGUGUCUAACACCAGCACAUGUGCAGAGUUGACAUCAGGCUGCCAGUUCAGUGUUAGGGUAAGAGCUAAACCUGAGGGGGUGAUUUACUCAGGAUUUUGGAGUGACUGGUCAGAUGUCUUUUCAGGUGCAACCACACAUGACACAGACAUGUUGCUCAUGUGGUGCAUCUGUGUUUCCAUGCUGAUCAUAGCAAUCGGCUUCAUCACAGUCUUUUUCAUUUACUUCAGGAAGCUCAAGCAGUAUUUCUGGCCACCAGUACCCAACCUUGAAAAAGUUCUUCAAGGUUUUCUGAUGGACAUCAACCAGCAGAAAUGGAGUCCUCCAGUCACAGAAAAACUGUCCUUUGAAGUAACAGCCUCAUCUGUGGUGGAGAUCAUGUCUGAUGACACGGUUCCAGGACUGGACAAGUGUUGGAAAGAAUCAUCCGACCUUCUCUCAUCCGAUGGAAGUUUUUCCACAGAAGAACAGACAAAUGGAAGUUCUGGGGAUGAAGUCCUCCGAGAUUACGUAACUCUAAAUAAGGAUCUUUCCGUUUUCUGUCUCAAUGAAAACUGUUAUGUGUAUGAGCAGUGUAAUGAUGGAGAAGAUCCUGAGACAGGAAAUAAGCUAAUUAAAACAUGUCUAUGUCUUAAGCCCUGCUCUUGCAACAACUACUCUAACGGUUCUUACGUACCCAUGGCCCAGUGUACAGAUGGCUUUAAUUAUAAAGUCCCAAAUGGAAAGGGUGCACGGAAUCCUUACAGUAACCUUCCACUUACAUAAACCUGUAACAAGAGUGCUUCCAACUUAUAUUCACUGUACAAAAGGAAAGCAGUUCACAUAGAAACUACGAGAUACUAUUUUCACUCAAGAAGUGUUACCAAGCAAUAUGUACUAUCGUUAACACACAGUUUUCACUGGCAGAGGGAUUUUGUUAUGUUUUUUGUUGUUGUUGUUUUUCCAAGGUAUAUUGAAGAUGAUACUGAACAUUAAAGAUUCGAAGCAAAGGGGAUUUUUAGGAGCAACCUUAACUAAUUAAACUAC